ACUCCCAAAUCGCGUAUCUUGUUUGCAAUGUUUAAAAAUCUCCUCUCCUCUUUUAUAUUUCUAAAGGCGUUCAAGAAUUCCAAUAAUGUAGUGUCAUCAUCAAACUUACGAAGAAUCUUAGCGUGAGAAAUCCAAAUUGAAGGCAACGUCUUAAAAUUUCACAUACUUAGUAUGCAAUGAGUCUUUCUUAUCCUUGAUCGGUCGAGAUGUCUGCGACCUUCUUUCAUGAUUGUCAACUGUGCUGACAAGCAGCCUACCGCGAAUUUUCCCGUUUUUCGUUUCCAAGUGUUCAAUUCGCCUCAGAUUAAAAACAUCGACUGAUGCACUAAUCCCGGUCUUCACCUCGAUCUCUGUCCUUAAACCGCACAGGUCGCGCAAAACCCUCGUUUUCCAUCAAGAAACAAUGGAUACCCAUCAAACUACACUUUCUUCUGAAGAAGGAUUGCUUUCAAAACUUACAGUGGCCAUUGACAGUUGGUUACCCUUCAGUUUGCAGUAUUUCGACGUCACAUCACUCCCACAUACCCGUCUCGUAGCCUUGCUGUUCCUUGGAUUCGUCUGUCUCAUAUAUUACCUCACUCGACCCUCAAAUAUAUUUAUCGACUUGACCGGAGAGAAGAGCGAUAAAUUUUUUAAACUUCCAGCUAAAAAUGAUUCGAUGGCAAAAGACCUGCUCGUAAGUCGAUUGCGAAGAGAUCCUAAUGCCAAAAAAUUUCCACUUUAUCCAAAUGGAUGGUUCAGAAUACUCGAAUCUUGGGAACUCGGCCUGGAGAGAGUGAAAUACGUCGCGGCUUUAGGUGAAAAUUUUGCUGUUUUUCGAAAGUCAGAUGGAAAGGUACACGUAGUCGACGCGUACUGUCCUCAUUUAGGAGCAAACAUGGGUAUAGGAGGUUCUGUCAAGAAUGGUUGCCUGGAGUGCCCUUUCCAUGGAUGGCAAUACGAUGGCGAGACGGGAAAAUGCAAAAAUAUCCCAUAUGCCAAAAAAAUUCCAGAGUUUGCGAAAGUUCGAACUUGGAAGUCUGUAGAGGUGAACCACAUCAUUUUCGUGUGGUAUCACGCUGAAGGAGAGGAGCCCUCCUACGAAAUACAACCGUUUGCAGAUAUUAUGGAUGGAAGUUACACGUACAGGGGUCGUUUUGAAUAUCUACUGGAUGCGCAUGCUGAGGAUCUAUUUCAAAAUUUCGCUGACAACGAGCAUAUUGAUUUUUUACACGCUCCUAGAAUGUUGAUGGUGGGCGCUGAUUUGGAGGGCUCGAAGAGAAAAUGGCUUCCCAACUUCAUCAAUCUCACACAGUCUACACACUGGGAACCUGAUGCAGACCUGCCUCACAUGUCACGGAUUCAAAAUGAAUUACAUAUAAAGCUUUUUAAUAGAAUAACCCUCAUAAAGAGUGAUGCCGUUUCAAGAAGCAUCGGACCAGGCUACAUCGAAGCUACCCAAUCAACAUCUCUUGGAAACACUAGGUUUACGCUCUGUAUUACGCCGGUUGCACCACUCACCCUCCGACUUACGACGCGGUUGUAUACGCGGCCAUUCACAAUCCUCGCAGGACCAAUCACUUUGCAUGCACUUAAAAAUGGCUUCGAGGACGACGUCAUGGUAUGGAAUUACGGGAAACCAAGACCGCAACAGAAUGUUAUAAAGGAAGAUGGACCCAUAGCCCACCUCAGACGAUGGUACAAUCAAUUCUACUCUAAAAACAGUCCUUCCUUGAACUGUCAGGAGACUAUUUAUUAGCAAGUUUUAAAGACCCAGUUCUCUCUAUUUGACGUCCUUACAAAUGAAGUCUACGAGGCAGCUGUUCAGCAAAACUAUGGAAA
This is a messenger RNA of Bemisia tabaci, 1821 nucleotides long. Lineage: Eukaryota; Metazoa; Arthropoda; Insecta; Hemiptera; Aleyrodidae. The record is from RefSeq and is a predicted model, not a curated record.